Anopheles bellator is the source of this 541-nucleotide messenger RNA. RefSeq names its product guided entry of tail-anchored proteins factor 1-like. The transcript is spliced from 2 exons. The coding region runs from base 30 to 524 and encodes 164 amino acids. Lineage: Eukaryota; Metazoa; Arthropoda; Insecta; Diptera; Culicidae. Gene Ontology annotation, biological process: tail-anchored membrane protein insertion into ER membrane. The record is from RefSeq and is a predicted model, not a curated record.
UCUUCCAAAACAGAAGUUGUCCGAGCAAAAUGUAUCUAAUAUUCGUAAUUCCGUUCUUGUGCGGUUUGAUGGCGUUUGCCUCGAAGAUUACAAAGAAGAUAGUACCACUCUUUUCCCGCGACAGUCCUGAAGUGCAAGUGCUCAGGUCCGAGAUUGCUGCGUUACGAGCUGACCUCUCUCAAAUAUCAAUGCGCGAUGAAUAUAUAAAAUACGUGAAGUGCGAACGAGCGGUCGUGGCAAUGGAAACGAAAUUAAAUGAGGCCAAAGGACGCGAUAACGUGAAGCGCGUGAUGUACGAAUAUGGCAUCCACUACGGAUCGAUGACCGUACUCGCAUUGGUGUUGAUGUCCAUCUCUUUCUCGUACCGCUACGCUUCCAUUAUCGUUUUCGGCGACAAUUUCAACUUCGAUCCGUUCGGUCGUCUGAUAAAUUUUCCGACCAAAGUGCCCAACUCUAUUUCGGUCGUGUUUUGGAUAGUGGUUAACAACUUUGUGGCCCGGACAGUGGCUGGCUAUGUGAAAUAAAUACAUCUGCUAUUAGC